Hyphopichia burtonii NRRL Y-1933 is the source of this 579-nucleotide messenger RNA. Its product is annotated as U6 snRNA complex subunit. Lineage: Eukaryota; Fungi; Ascomycota; Pichiomycetes; Serinales; Debaryomycetaceae. The record is from RefSeq and is a predicted model, not a curated record. Gene Ontology annotation, molecular function: U6 snRNA binding. The transcript has 2 exons. Bases 1 to 492 code for a protein of 163 amino acids. Gene Ontology annotation, cellular component: P-body; spliceosomal tri-snRNP complex; U6 snRNP. Gene Ontology annotation, biological process: nuclear-transcribed mRNA catabolic process; mRNA splicing, via spliceosome; P-body assembly.
AUGGUCUUACCCUUAUACUUAUUAACAAGUGCUAAGAAUCAACAAAUAUUAGUUGAAUUGAAAAAUGGAGAAACUAUAAAUGGAACUUUGGUUAAUUGUGAUUCUUGGAUGAACCUUACAUUAUCUGAUGUAAUCCAAUCUUUUAAUGACGGUGAAUCUUUCCAUAAAUUGAAAGAAAUUUAUAUUCGUGGUAAUCAUAUAAAAUACUUGAGAAUGAAUGAAUCAAUCAUGGACCGUGCUAAAGAACAAAAUGCUAUUAAUUUAGAACAAAGAAACAGAAACCAAAAGAGGAGAACUGGGUACGGUGGUGGUCAUUAUGGCGGAGGUAACAGAAGAAACUUUAAUCGUAAUUCUGGCCAAUAUAACAACCAAGGUGGCCGUCGUUACAACAAUAAUAAUAACUACAAUAAUAACAAUUAUCAAGGUCAUAAUAACCAUUCUGGCUCAAGCUUUCAACAAGCCCAAGGAAGUCAAAUUCAAGAAACUAUUUAAUCUCGGGUAUGAUGAUGCUUCGUAUUAUGCUUUAUAUUUUCAUUUCUUAAAUGGUUUAUUCUUUUCUUUUUUGAUGUUAAUGAUCAC